UGCAAGAGAAACAGAGAAGAGAGAGCCCAGACUCGACGCAUCCUGUUCCUGACAGCCGGGUGCUGAGGUAUGCACCCAGCCGGUGUCACCACCCUCCCAGCUCGCCACAUUUCAGCACGCAGCCUCCUCUCGACUGUACAGACUCGUGAGGUGGCCAAAAUGCUGACUGCUCACCCUGAGAUGCACGAGAAGAGGGACAGCCUCGGCGGCGGACAAUAUGGAGCAGGCGGGGGUGGUGGCGGCGCUUCGAUUGAAGAGAAAUCUAUUCCGGAACAACCACCCCCGCCUCCUGUACCGCCGCAACGAGACCCGUCGGACCCCACCAUCAGCGCUAAAAAGCUUCCGAAGAAACGAAAGUUCGAUCCAUCCGAACUCGAGGAGAUGGAUAAGACUAGCAAUGUCACCAGCAACAUCACCAGCAACAUGGUUAACAUACCGCCGGUGAUGCCGCUUGCCAGUCAGUCGGCUGCUUUAAAUCAACAAUCGAGCUUACCAACUAUUAUCAGUCGGCAGUCACCGCAAGAGUCCGAUUGUUAUCAGGUAUCCUCGGCUCAUUCGGUAGUAGUGUUACCGCCUCAAAGCACAGCGGUAGAUUACUCUCUUCGCGAAGAACCUUUACGGUCUCGUCCUCGACUUGCUAUUGAUCUCAGUGAGUGGCGCGACCAUAGAGUGUUAGCUUUAAGGGAUUCAUAUUAUUAUCCGGGUGUUAUACGUAACGUUGUUCACGGUGAAAUUUUCAUCGAGUUUGACGGCGAAAGGAAGUUGAUGCGUUACAAUGACGUUCUGGGCGCAAGACGAUAUGACGUGAUAGGCGAUGCAAGCCCGUCUUUGGGACAGGUGACUUUGGAUACGAAGGUUUGCAUCAGGUGUCCGAUCGCGAACAGUCACGUGGACGCGACCAAAGUGUUUGUAAAGGGGACAGUGUGCAAGAUAUUAACGAAGCCUUAUCGUUUUGUUGUGAAAAUACCGCGGGAAGACGAUCAGAGUGAAAGCUACGUUGUGAAACGCGCGGACCUGCGACUAGUACAACCUCCAUGGGCCGACGAAUUGGAGGAAGGUCUGGAAGAUUGCGAUCCUUCGAGGGUCGAGACGAUUGAACACGGAUAUCGCGGUUCCACGGAAGCUUCAACAGCAGUGCCAAUUUUGCAAAUCCAUCAUACUUCUCAUCACCCGCCGCAUAUGUCGACUCAUAACGACACGAGCUAUUAUAGAACGACCGGUACCAGCCCUCUCAUGACUUUAAGCACUUCUGCACAUUCUGCCACAGCGUUAAGUAACGGCAGUCGGCCGUAUGACGAUUUAGAAAGUGAGGAUGACUUAGAUAGGGAAGACAUUACAUUUCCCUCGGAUGCAGAUGCAAAAUUGUCAGGAAGCAGCAAAAGAAGCAGUAUGCAGAGCCGAGGAAGUACCAGUAGCCUAGUUGAACAACGUAGUAUAACGCCUCGUUCUCAGGCAGCCACACCCAGAUCUCAGGCGGCAACGCCACAUAGGUAUAAAAAGGGUGACGUAGUGAUUACACCAAGCGGAAUUAGAAAGAAAUUUAACGGGAAACAAUGGCGCAGGCUUUGCAGUAAAAAAGAAUGUAACAAAGAAAGCCAACGAAGAGGAUAUUGUUCCCGUCAUCUUAGUUUAAAAGGAUCUGGUCUUAGAGGUCCGACAAACACAUUUCCUGGUAGUAAAAUAGAUGGCGAGGAGACAUCGAGAGAUUCCGAUACCUCGCCAAACUAUGGUGACAGAAGAAUAGCUGGUAGAUUCGAUCAAGAUGAAACUGAAGCUGCUAAUAUGCUCGUGUCUUUAGGAAGCUCCAGAUCAGCUACGCCAGCUUUCUCAUCACCAACGGGUCAGUCUUCUGUAUCUCCGUGCAUAAAUCAGUCGCCGGUUCCACCGUUGGGACUGAAUCAGAAUGUAUUUAUGCCUAUCUCAAGUCCGGCUCAUGCGACUCCGCUGAUUUCACCCGGCGCUAAAUGGAAGCACUCGCCCACGCAAUCAAACUUUUUAGUUCAAUAUCCCCAGCAAGUGAUAAAACCCGAGCCGAAUCGAGUGGUCAGAUCAAAUCGACCGGCUCCCGCCAGUAUAGGAACGAGCGUGAUAAGAAUCUCUCCGGUAAAUCGCAGUAUGCAACCCGGACAGAAUCUGGCUCUGUCGUGGUCGGAGCAGAGCCCACCGCCGACGAGACAUCCCUCGGUCGUGACGUCAACGAUCACUCAGCAGCAGCAACAACAACAAAGCAUAAUCUUACAGCACGCGCUAACGUCGAGUGCCAACGAUUUUCACACGAAUCAUGCCGAGAUGCCCGAACAAAAUCCGCAGUUGAUAAAACACUCGUCGCAUUCGCCUCAUAUGCCUCUACCCGCUACUCCUGUACCGCAAAAUUUGACACUCAUACACAACAAACCGCUAGAGCAACCGGUUGAUUACGCGCAACCGCCGUCCCAGGGCCCGCCGAUCUACGUAAUGCAGCACGAGAAGAAGUAUCUCGUGAUAAAGAACAGUAUGGAUAUGUCAGCGGCAUCGACGGGUGCGCACAUGAGCAAUCAGGAUGACAAGUAUCGGCAGAGCGUGAUGAACCACUUGGGUCAAUUGUCGACAUCUACGUUGCAUCAAGUUCAGUGUCAACAGCCAUCUCAAUCACCAGCUGUCUCAUCCGUCCACAUUGACAAACUGUCCGUUUUACAACCUAUGAAUAAAGUGGGCGCGCAUGCACCAUGCACGACCUUACAUACGACCGCGCAUAGUAUGGACAUGCAGAGAAGUCAACCGCCACCUACGAGUGCUGUAAUGCCUACCUCUAUCACAGAGACGGUUACCAAUCCAUCUACUCCGACGAGUGUCUUCCAGCACGUAAUUGUUCAGCCCUUGCAGAUUCCAAAGACCCAACCCGCCAGAGAGGAGAAUGCGAAAAACAAUGGUAUUCUCUAUGGCAGCCAUGAAGUUCCUCCUGCAUACCAGCCCCAUACCCCAUCAUUACUGAACAAUGUGCACAGCUGGAAGCUUAAAAAAGCUUUUUGGCAGACGGCAGUUUUGGAACAAUCAGAAGUGAGUCCUCCUCCCUCCGCUCUCAGCCCACCCUUGAGCGCACCUCCGAUUCCAAUAAGUAUGAGUACACCUGCUGAAGACGGCCCUGGUACUGGUUCAGAUCCUAUAACACCUGCUGAAGAGGAAGACGAUGACGUUUUUGAAACGGAACCGACUCCAACCGCGGAAGUGGAAGCCAAUGCUAAUAAGAGACGCAGUCAAUCGCUCAGUGCUUUGCAAUCGCAGACUCCGCUAAAAGCUAAAGAUAGAAUACGGCGGCCCAUGAAUGCUUUUAUGAUUUUUUCGAAACGACAUCGCGCUGUCGUUCAUCAACGUCAUCCGAAUCAAGAUAAUCGCACGGUGUCCAAGAUACUGGGAGAGUGGUGGUAUGCGUUGGGUCAAGAAGAGAAACAAAAAUAUCAUGAGCUCGCCUCGGAAGUGAAGGAAGCGCAUUUCAAGGCGCAUCCGGACUGGAAGUGGUGUAGCAAAGACAGACGAAAAUCAUCGACGGCCAGCUUCAAGGGAAACGAGGUUGGAAGGGCAAAAUUGAAUAGUACAGGGGAGGAAACAGAUGCACUUCAAGGUUCUUCUUCGGAUGAUCCAUUGGCGCUUACUUCGUCCACCGACGAAAUAUUAUCUACCCCGAUUAGUGCUUCAUAUAGCGAAGCUCCCAGUAGUAUUGAGAUUAUGAACCAGUCACACGCGCAACAUCGGAUUUCGGAGAUUCCUUUGCAAGUUGAAAACACCGAAGUUGACAUGAAGCAAGACGAUGAUGCUAACGCGUCGGACGACGAUCAGAUGGUGAUUUGCGAAGAUCCACAACCGGAAAUAGAUUUAAAGUGCAAGGAUAAAUUAACGGACAGCGAUAACGAUGUGCAAGAUAACGACGAGGCGGAAAAGAAAUGUUACAAUCAAUCGCGAUUCUCGCCUCUGAGCGGUCAAAAGAGGGAAGUGAUCAAUGUUAAACAGGAAAUAACCUGCAGACCUAAACCGAUAAAAGGUAUAGAAUCUACAACAAAAUAUCAUCAUACUAGCAUCGAUAAAGGCGGCGGUACUGUAUCAGUUUUGUCGAGUACGUAUCCUUAUCACAGUCCUGUCAAUCCAACAGGAGUGUCAGGAUUCCAACCUACCGGAGGUGCUUUCAUAACUAUGCCAAUAUCGCCAAAAGUUGUUAAACCAGAACCAGUAAAAAACGAACAGCAGUACAGCACUCAGUAUAGCGUGAAUAAUCUUGUAAGCAUCCACACUGAGAACGGACGGAACGUGCCUAAAUUUACAGCAGCUCCGGUAUUACAUACCAUUGGAUCGAAACCUAUGAUGGCGCUGUUGAAACAACAGCAGCCGUUGCAGUCUUUAGGCACUACUCUUCGCCCCCUUACUUCAACUGUCCCUUAUCAACAACCGUUCACUCUAACUUUGGUCGAUAACGAUUUGCUGGCUGUUUCCAAACCGCAGCAGGGAUCGCAGUACCAUAAUCCGACACCGCCACACUCCGGCAUGUACGGUGGAUUUCAAAUACCUAUCACUGAUGCCGGUGGUCGCAACAAUUCAAUACCAGUGCAAAAUUUUGUUUCCAAUAACAAGAUGGAGAUUCAAAGCGUGAUUGUGAGCAAGUCUUAUUCCGUCUCGACAAAUUCCACCACAUCGACUUAUGGCCGAGGGACCAGUCAUUCCAUUGCUCGCCUCGCUGGAUCCGAGAACAAUGAUAAUCAACAGGCUAUUUCUAAUCAUGCUCAGUUUUACGUUAGUAACAUAAAAACAGAAGACAACAAGGAAACUAUAAACAUUGUUCUUCCUGCGACGAAUGAGAAACACAAGCAACCGUCAACGCCUCACACGCCUCAUACACCUCAAAGUAAUCACGGAAGCGGUGAACUACCGUCGAAUAAAUCGUAUUCGUUCGACGAAGGUCAAAGCAAUGAUAUGGGACCAAGUAAGGGUCCUUUCAUGCUUGCUCCAACUCCGGCACAACUCGGUCGAGCACCACUACAAAGGAGACAAUCAAUGGCAAUGCCUCCAACAUCAAUCGCAGGAGAUCAUGGGCCAAUAACAACAUCCCAACAUUGUGACAAUCGACCGCAAACUAAUAUAUCUCAAACAACAGAACAAAAUAUAGCAGAGCCUCAUACUUCUCCUUCUCCUUCGACUAAGAAAGGCUCCUUUUUUAAGAAAAAUGUAGAAGAUGGUAUGGACAGAGUUCUCGAACAAGUAAACUUUCAAGAAAAGUUUUCAUCGUUGCCAGAAUUCAAACCGGAGGAUAUACAGAGUCCGAGUGCGAUCAGUAUGAACAAUCCAGGUUCGUCUGGCCAUAAUACUGUAGCUUCCGGAUUACAUCCGCAAACACCUAUGCAGAUGCCAGGUUAUCGAAAGAAAUCUGCACAAUCCGGACCUCAUAGGCCCACAAUGAAUGAGGAUGAGAUCGACUCGGACACAUCGAUAUCAGCCACUCCAAAGUCUACUUCGAGCGUCAAAUUGACCGGCAACACAUUCUUUGGUCCGGAUUUUAAUGUCGACGCUUACAGAGCCAACAACGAUUUAUUGGACGUCGAUGCCAGUUCUCCGCGAACGCCAAAAACCCCGGGAGGCGGUGCCGGAAGUAGUGUAGGAAUCGGUAGAAGCGACAACGAGCGUGGUCAUAGAAAGAUAUUGGAGCAACGAAGACAUCUGGUCAUGCAGUUGUUUCACGAGCACGGUUACUUUCCAUCCACGCAAGCCACUUCUACGUUUCAAGCUAAACAUGCGGAUAUAUUUCCUACAAAAACGAGCUUACAACUAAAAAUUCGAGAAGUUAGACAAAAGUUGAAGGCAAAUUCGACGCCGAGUGCUAAUAAUCUCGUUAGUCCAUCACCAAUCUCUGAAUCCUCACCUGUCGUAACUGGUCCAACUGCUCCUCCAACGUCGAUGGGAGCUCCACAUUCACUGCCUGUAAGCAGUAGUAGUGGUAGCUAGCACCCACGUGCCAACUGUGAUACUAUGCAUCCCCUUACUCCGCAACACGAAUACAUUAUUAUCCUUUGAAGAGCUAAAUAUUUACUAGAAAAGUCGUUAGAGUCGUGCACACUCUCUUCGGACUUGUAAAGUACUGCAAAAGGCUUUAGUGCAAUUUUAGAUUUUGAUGAAGCCUCCUGCUGCGGGCUUGAUUUAAUGGGCAUGCCGAGACGUGAUUGAUAUACAAGUGAUUUUAUAAUACCAAGGUCUUAUGUAUACCUGCUGUCUAAAACUAUUAUUUAACUAUUUAUCGAGAUGUUAACUGUUCUCUUAGAUAGUGUGUUUGGAUAUUUCUGUUUAUUGUUCAAUCUGUUGAACGAUAAGAAAAUGAAAAGAGAAUUGCAAACAUAAUAAUAGCUAAGAGUUUGCAAUAUCUCGCAACAUUUUAUGGUUUUGUGUAAAUUUGGUUCUAUAUGUGGGUCAUAAAAAAAAAGACGUAUAUAUAUAUAUAUAUAUAUA
Molecule: messenger RNA, 6462 nt
Organism: Nylanderia fulva
Lineage: Eukaryota; Metazoa; Arthropoda; Insecta; Hymenoptera; Formicidae
Source: RefSeq, a predicted model, not a curated record